AUCCCGGCUCGGAGCUCGUCUGGGGAUAUAAAGCUGGCUGAAGGAGCAAAAGUAGCGGCGAGCUGAGCGGGAGAGAAGCACAUUGCGGGAGGCAAGAGCAUCUCCGCACUCCUGCUGCUCGUGUGCCGUGUCUGCAGCCCCCGAGCGCGCCGGGCUGAGCGAGGCGAGAGCGGCUCUCCCGGCGCACGGAGCGAGUCCUGCUCUCCCGAAUGAGCUCUUCCAGAGCAGGAGGAGCAGAGCAGCUUUCCAGAGAUGUUAUCCUGUUUUGUCUGGCUCACCCUCCCCGACUUGGUUAACGCCUUUGUGACCCCAGGAAAGUUGCCCCUCAACGGGAGCCUGGAGAAGACUUUUGUAGUCCCGAACGUGUCGGACUUCUUUUCCUGGGAUAAUGACAGCCUGGCCGACUGGCAGAGCUUUGUGGACAGGAGCCGGUACGGAGCGGAGUCGCAGAGCCCCACGGUGAAAGCCCUGCUCAUCGCGGCGUACUCCUUCAUCAUCGUCUUCGCCCUCUUCGGCAAUGUCCUGGUCUGUCACGUUGUCAUCAAGACGAAGCGUGUGCACUCUGCCACCAGCUUGUUCAUUGUGAACCUGGCUGUAGCCGAUAUCAUGAUCACGCUGCUCAACACACCUUUCACGCUGGCUCGUUUUGUGAACAGUACCUGGAUCUUUGGGAAGGGGAUGUGCCAUGUCAGUAGAUUUGCACAGUACUGCUCCCUCCACGUCUCUGCCUUGACCCUUACAGCCAUUGCUGUGGACAGGCACCAGGUUAUAAUGCACCCACUGAAGCCUCGCAUAUCUACUGGAAAAGGUGUUCUGUACAUCUCUGUAAUCUGGAUCAUGGCAACUUGUUUUUCCCUACCACAUGCUAUCUACCAAAAGCUCUUUACCUUUGAGUACAGUGAGGAUGUCACCCGGUGCCUGUGUCUGCCAGAUUUCCCUGAGCCCGCUGACCUCUUUUGGAAGUACCUUGAUUUAACAACCUUCAUUUUGCUCUACGUCCUGCCCCUUCUGAUCAUCUCCGCCGCCUACGUGACAGUGGCAAAGAAGCUCUGGCUGCGCAACGUCAUCGGGGACGUCACCGUCGAGCAGUACUUUGUCCUUCGCAAGAAGAACAAGAAAACCAUCAAGAUGCUGAUGCUCGUCGUCGUCCUCUUCGCAGUCUGCUGGUUCCCCUUGAAUUGCUACGUCGUGCUCCUCUCCAGCCAGACCAUCCACACCAACAAUGCCCUGUACUUCGCCUUCCACUGGUUUGCAAUGAGCAGCACCUGCUACAACCCCUUCAUCUACUGCUGGCUCAAUGACAGCUUCCGAUCGGAGCUAAAGGCUUUGCUCAACAUGUGCAGAAAAGCUCCCAGGCCCACGGAACAGAGGCUUCCCUCCACAGUCCCAUCCUACCGACUGGCUUGGCCAGAAAAUGGCAACUUCAAGAGGUUGCAGGCUUCCCAUGUCCUUCCACCAUCCUCCACCAUCCAGUCAGGAAAGACAGACAUCUCUGCAGUUGAGCCAAUAGUAGCUGUGAGCUAAACGGUGGCCAUGGACUGCACAUAGAUUUGGCAAGAGCUAAAAAGCUGGGAAGAUGUGGAGCCCUGGCCACACAACAGGUGAUAAAACCAAGAAGGGGGUUCUGCAGGUGGCAGUAUGAAAGAGCUGCAUGUUUGAGGCAGGCUGAUGACAAUGGUGUAGAGGCCCUAGAGGGGAGAAAGUUAAAUCUUCCCAGGAAGGAACUUUCCUCUUUGUCAAGGUGACUUUUGGACUGGCUCACGGGAUGGGGAUCUCUGCAUAUGUGUUUCUGAUUCCUGCAUGACUAAGCCUUUUUAGAACUAGGACUCUGUGUUUUGCUGGUACUUAAAGUACAGACUCACCACAUCAGAUCUCCCUUCCCCUUUCCUGAGUCUUCUCGUAGCAACAUGGAAUUGGUUGAGGUGUAGACCUUUAGGUUGCUGUCUGAGAUCCAGAGCAACUGGGUAGGAAAGCAAUCUUUCUAAACUGGGGUCUGAAAAGUCAAGACCUGCUCUUAAUGAAUGAACAGAUCUAUUCCAUAAUUAUUUUUUUGUGUGUGUGUUUAAAUACGCUUACAGAUAUUGAAAUUACAAUAGACGUUGAUAAAUAGGAGCCUCUUACAUCACAGGCACUUUUUCUAAGAUAGAUUUAAAGAAAAGUGGAUGCCUAUUCUUCAAGUAAGUACAUGUUUUUCUUCAAAUAGAUAACUAAACCCAAAAAACAUACAAAAAGUUGGACAUAACAUUCACAGUUGGAGAAUGGAAAAUUAAGUGCUAUUGUGGGUUUGGACUAGAACCUUUUAUCAAAACAUCUAUUCAUCAUUGUCAAGUUUCAGCUAGAGGAUCACACAAUUUGAAUUUUUAACUUGUCUUUGAAUGUUGUUUUCUUAGCCUGUAAAGCUCCUGUGUACUAGGGAAAAUAUAUUUUCAUGAGGGCACUGGCAUUGUGCCAGCAUCAAACCAUGACAAUUUGUCACUUCAGACAUUUGGAACAUUUAAUUCCAACUGGGAUGUUAGCUCUCUGGAACCAGUUCAUAAAUUAACUGCUUUGAGAGAAGAGAUGGUAUCUCUGAUAGCAAGUAAUAAAAAUGGAACCUUUGUCUGCAACUUAUCCUCUGGUUGUACAAUUUUGGUGCAUUUAAGGAUAGCUGAGAUGUGUCCUAUUUGGAGUGGCUAAGAAAAUUCAUGACUGACAAGUGUCUGAAGUAGAUUUCAGAACUUAAUGUUCUCAGCAGAAGAAAAUAUGGGUUUGAAUAACAAAAAAAAAUGGUGUUCCAAAACUUGUACCUUCUAUUGCACAGAAAAACAAUACUUCCUUGUGCUGUGGAAAUUAGCUUGAACAUCACACUGGGAUGACCCAUUCCACAUUUAACUGGCAGCAUUCAACAGUGAAGUGAGGAAAAUCUUAU
Messenger RNA from Serinus canaria (Common canary), 2908 nucleotides. RefSeq names its product G protein-coupled receptor 83 (gene GPR83). The record is from RefSeq and is a predicted model, not a curated record. Gene Ontology annotation, cellular component: membrane. Gene Ontology annotation, molecular function: neuropeptide Y receptor activity. Bases 253 to 1524 code for a protein of 423 amino acids. NCBI's taxonomy places the organism in Eukaryota, Metazoa, Chordata, Aves, Passeriformes, Fringillidae. Gene Ontology annotation, biological process: neuropeptide signaling pathway. The transcript has 4 exons.